AUGGAGCGCUCGGAGGCCUACUUCUUCUCGGCGGCCUUCAGCGGCGCCUUCCUGGCCUCCUGCCUGCUCUUCUCGGGCCUCAGCCGCCAGCAGCGCGCGCCCUACAUGGACGAGGCCUUCCACGUCGCUCAGGCCCAGGCCUACUGCGAGGGACGCUUCCAGCAGUGGGACCCAAUGAUAACAACACUACCCGGUUUAUAUCUGGUGUCAGUGGGAAUUGUGAAGCCUGCCGCAUGGCUCUUUGGGUGGUCUGGAAGCAUCAUCUGCUCGACAGGAAUGCUCAGAUUCAUUAAUCUUCUCUUCAGCAUUGGGAACUUCUAUCUGCUAUAUUUGCUUUUUUGCAGGAUGCACCAUAAAAAGGCUGCCUCUGGCUUCCAAAGAAUCUUAUCGACCUUGACAUUAGCCAUUUUUCCAACUCUUUAUUUUUUUACAUUCCUUUAUUAUACUGAUACAGGAUCUACAUUUUUUACUCUUUUUGCAUACUUAAUGUGCCUGUAUGGCAAUCACAAAACCUCCGCCCUGCUUGGAUUUUGUGGCUUCAUGUUUCGUCAGACGAACAUUGUAUGGACUGCGUUCUGUGCUGGAAGUCUUGUGGCACAAAAACUUAGUGAAGCCUGGAAGGCAGAACAAUCAAAAAGCAAAGACCAAAAGAACUUUGCCCCAAAGGGGUCCUUCGGAGAACUAAUGAAGGCCAUCAGGUUUCUCCUUGAAUACCUCACUUCAUUUAAAAACCUGAGCACACUUAUUCGUCUGACUUGGCCAUACAUUGUUUUAGUGAUGGUGUUUUUAAUUUUUGUGGUCCUCAAUGGUGGCAUUGUGGUAGGUGACAGGAGUAGCCAUGAAGCCUGUCUUCAUUUCCCCCAGCUCUUCUACUUUCUUUCUUUUACUCUCUUUUUUUCCUUUCCUCACUUGCUUACCCCAAGCAAAAUUGUGAAUUUUUGUCAUUCUGUGAAGUCACAUUUAUUGCAAUAUACCAUCCUCAUCGUUGUCUCUUUGUUCUUUGUGUGGAAGUUUACAUUUGCCCAUAAAUAUCUGCUUGCAGAUAACAGACAUUACACAUUUUAUGUGUGGAGAAAAAUAUUUCAGCGACAUGAACUUGUGAAGUACUUAUUAGUUCCAGUCUAUAUAUUCGCUGGCUGGAGUUUCACAGAUGCACUCAAGUCGAAAUCCAUCUUCUGGAAUUUAGUGUAUUUUGUAUGUUUGUUUGCAGCUACAAUUCCCCAGAAGCUGCUAGAAUUUCGUUAUUUCAUUUUGCCAUAUAUGAUAUUUAGACUGAACAUUCCUAUGCCAUCAACUUUGAAACUUUUCCUCGAGUUCAUAUUGUAUCUUUUGGUGAAUGCAGUAACAUUCCAUUUAUUUUUGAACAAACCAUUUCAGUGGCCAGGUAGUGAGGAAAUACAGAGAUUCAUGUGGUAAAGUUUUCAAGAAGACCAAAUUCUAGGACUUCUUUUAGAAAACGAGGCUGUAAACUUAGAAAACAAAAUAUCUCUCUGUGUGGGUUUUUUGUGAUUGGGAUUGAUUGAAAAAUCUGAUGCACUAUCUUUGCAACUGAACUAUUAUUAUUUUUUAAUAAAUGUAACUUGUUGAGAAUCAGUGAACAUUACAUCAGGGAGAUUUCAUUCAUAUAUCCGAACCACUGUGAAUGAAGGGAUUUGUUUACAUUAUAGUCAUUUUAAAUGUCUUACCGUGGAAAUGUAUGCAAUGUAUCCCUAUGUGUUUUAGUUGUAUGUAACAUACAACUGGAAGCAGUAUAAAUAAGGCCAAGAGGUUUUGAUUUUCAUAUUGUUUUGGUGUUGUUUUAUCCACUUUUUUGUUUUGUGACAAUCACCUGUGACAAUGCCCAUUGAAUAAUCCCUAAAUUGUAUGACCAGACUGAAAGGUUAAUUUUUCUAGGCUCCAUUGUGAGUCAAGACACUAAAAAAUAAAUUUAUUUACCAUAUUUUUACCCCGCCCUUCUCAACCCCAAGGGGGAUAUGAGCAGGAACUCAUGAAGUGCUCAUCAUAAGAAAAAUGACAGAUGAAAGUAGCACAAAGAUUAUAGCUUUUACCUACUCACCUGGUAGUUACAGCCAAUCUUUCACCAAUUGAAAUCAGUGGGACUUUCUUCUAGAUAGACGUGGAUAAGAUUGCUUUAUAAAAUAGUCUGUUAUACUGGAUGGUUAUAGUUAAUCUAAUAAAUGCUGGAUUCUAGUAGAUUUGCAUAUGGGGCACUCUAAAUAGAAAGUUGUUUUGCAAAACAUAAAAUAUAGAAUGUGUUAAAAUGCAUUGUUAACUAUUUAAGAUAACAGUUUUAUGUACACCUUUUCAGGAUUAUGACUCAUUAGAUACAAUGAGUCCUAAACGACUUCUGAGGCGACAGGGUAGGGUUUUCAGCAGUGCUGCAUUCCUACAUAUUCUAUUUUUACUUGAAAUUAUUCCACUGAACACAGUAGGAAUUCAGCAGAAACAGGUUUAGGAUUGGGCAUUUAAAUCCUUAUUUCACUUUCUUGGCUAACUCUUAUAGAGUUGUAUUCAUUACACCACUUCUCCAUUAGGAGCAAACAAUUGGAACAAUGCUUAGAAAUAGAUGAAGAAUUUUUCAAGGGGUUCCACUUCACUUUUUAUGGGCUGCCAGUCUCUAUAAAGUGCUAGAAUUAUGAUUUUCAUUUUUUACUUGCUUAGCUUGCUGUUGGCAACUCAACUUGGCCAGCUAGACAUGUAUGGUUUCUUUUUGAAAGAAUAAAGUAGGAGAAAUGAAGAAUUCCAAAAGAAACAGGUAAUGUUGUAUACUGAACUGUUUCUUGCAAUUGUUGGGUAUAACCCAUGGAAUUAAGUAUGCUUGAAAACCUAUUGAUUUCAGUGAGAUUAUGUGCUUCCAAAUCUGUGUUGGAUUGUGGUCAUUCAUAGAAUAGAAAGAAUAUUUUUAAUUAAAGGGAACAAAGUUGAAUUGAAACUGUAUUUUAAAAUCAGUGCAGUAAUUCUUUUUUAGUGUUGGGGAGUGCACUGAAUUUAGCGAAUAUUCCUGUUUUUCUUCUCUGGGAAAUCUCUCAAAGAAUUACAGUGAAGAAAGUAGGAUUGGAAUGCUCACUGGAAUGCAUUUCUAGCAUCCCUUGGCUUCUGCGUGUUGUUUGUGUGACUACAAAGACAAAAGUGGCAGUGGAUCUAUCAUGCGUUAAAAAUUCAUAGAGUAUAUUGACUCUGGCAUGCAUUUCUGCGUAUCUGGUGAGUACAUUUGUUUCACAAAGUUGGAAUACAUAUGAUGUAGAAGGUGGAUUGAUUCAUUUCCUGGAACAUGAUCUCUGUCAUUUUCCUCCCAUAGAUGAACAUCAUGCAAACCAGAGGGUUUUUUUGGUGAGGAGAUCAGAUUGCUUUUUGGUUAAAAUAUGAUCUGUUGGUGGCAUUCAGGUCUUGUGUAAGUGUGUAUUGAAUCCGGUCUCUUUAGGUGGCGAUGUUCUUUUGACUGUGCUCUGACUCAGCAUCCUCCUCUCUGAUUUCCCUCCUCUUUCUCCAUAUCAUUCCUGCCAUAAAAUUAAUGGAAUGGUUAUUUUACCGCAUGAGACAGCUUGGAAAUGCUUCUUCUGUUUAUUUAGAAAUCAGUUGCUCUGGCUGUCAGCAAAAUCCCAUGCAUCCUCAAGAUAGAGAGGAGACAGUGUGACAAUAGAUAUCCCUACUAUUCGUUGGAUUCCAGCCUUGAAUAAUUACUGGGCAGCUAGUGAGGCUGAUUUUGGAAUGAGGAUACAUCCAUUUCUCCUAUAUCUUGAACUCCCUGCCUGCUGUCCACUUAAGAAGAUGUCUUAGUUUUUCUUGUAAUGCUGUGGAACUAUGAUGUUUUGGUAUUUCAGAUUCAAAAGAAAUAUGGACCUUAAAACCCACAGCGUAACUAUUUUGGGUGUGCUGUCCUUCUGCUUCAAAGGAGAACAAGCAUAUGGUAGAAAACCCCUAAAGACAGUACAGGGUACGCAUCUUCCACGUCAUUUGGCAAGAAUUCUAGCUUGUCUUGUUACAGUCAAAUGAGCUUUAGAUUUUUAUGGAAUCACAGUUGCAUAUUACAAUCUAAGGCCUUGAUCUCCAACCCACGUUGGUGUAACCCGCUAGUUUUUAAAAAAUAAAUGUACAAAAUCCCCAAAUAUGGUGAUUUUGAUCGAAUAAUAAAGAUUUUAAAAUAAUGUAUGUUAAAGAAUCCUGCUAAAUUUCAAGACUGAUGUCCAGAGUAUGGAGUUUCGGUAAACAGACAAAAUAUUGUACCUAUUCUGUGCUAGGUAUCAACAUUUUGAAAUAAAAAACAUGGGUACUUACUGCAUUGUUAAAGUAAAAAGCAGGUACAUUUCAAUUCUGUUCAAGCCUGGAAUGUAGUUGUUGAAAGCUGAGCCAGGAGACAUGCUGGGAUAAUGGAUACUGUUUCAUUUUUCUAAAGAAGUUCAUUUUAGUGGUGUAUAUCUGAAAAUAUUAUUGGAAAGACUUUGAUAAUUUCACAUUCCACAGUUACUUUGUGCUAAGCCAAAAUAAAAAGAAUACAAAUAGCUGGUUUAGGCAGCAGAAGCUUGUCUGCUUAUGGCGAUUCCUAAAUGAAAGCUGUGUCAUGCAAGAUACUGGUGUUUGACACUACAUUGUAAUGUGGACAUUAACGCACAAGAAGAUUUCAAAGAGAUGGUUAUUUUGGACACAGAGACCUUUUAGCAGUGUGAUGUUUCACUAAAGUUUGAUCUGAAGCCUAUCAGAGAUAGGGCUUCCUCAGGUUCAAUUAAAUCGUUGCUGGAGCUGUGUUUUUGCAAAAUGUGAAUUUAUUUAUCAUGUGAGAAGCAAAUUGAGAAGAUAGCAAUAAUGUAUAAAAAACCACAAAGUUAAAAACUUGGCAUUGUGCUAAAUUUCCUUUGACCAGAAGCUGGCCGCUUUGAGUGCCUCUGAUGUCGCUGUAAGAAGGUCCUCCAUUGUGCAUGUGGCAGGGCUCAGACUUCAUUGUAGUAAGUGGUCUGCAAUAUGCUCUUCUCCACACUUGCAUGUUGGGGACUCCACUUUAUAGCCCCAUUUAAGAUUGCUUCUGCAUCUCAUGCUGCCAGAGCGUAGUCUGAUCAGCGCCUUCCAAAUCACCCAGUCUUCUGUGUGCCCAGGAGGGAUUUUCUCAACCAGUAUCGGCCACUGAUUGAGGUUCUGGAUUUUUAUCUGCCACUUUUGGACUCUCACUUGCUGAGGUGUUCCUACAAGUAUCUCUGUAGCUCUUAGGAAGCUGUUUCUUGAUUUAAGUAGUUGGAAUGUUGGCGGAUAUCCCAACAGGAUGGGCUGGAGAUGUCAAUGCCUUGGUCCUUUCAUUGCUGCCUGCUACUUUCCAGCGGAUAUCAUGUGGUGCAAUACUGGCUAAACAGUAUAAUUUCUCUAGCAGUGUUGAGCAUAGACAUCCUGUGAUAAUGUGGCAUGUCUUAUUAAGAGCCACAACUGGGCAGAUUCUUCACUGUAGUGGAUGAGUUUUUAUUAAUAUCUAUUUAUAUCAUUGCCUAUAAUGAGACGAGUGGGUGACGUUUCUAUGAGCUGCAAAGAGCUUAUACUGUAUAGGGAAAGCCGGAUCCUCCCUUUUCACUACUUUUUAUCUUCACCUAGUUUUUAUUCCUUAAGAAAAUCCUUUGACGGGUGCUGAUAAAUGAAAUCUUUGCUAAUUAUGGAUUCCCCCAUCUAAAUGACUGAUAAUAGAAAAUUUAAAGAUGUUCUUGCAUUUAAAAAAAUCCCAAAUACUAGUUGAUUUACUAUAAUUUCACAUGGUGGUGCUAUUGAGCUAUAUUUCCAUACAUAGGGGUUUUUUAAAAUAAAAAAUAUUUUAUGCUACUUAGAGGGUUAUUGGGGUUAAAACAUUUGAUGUCUAUCACAUAUAAUUAUUUUCAAUAAUUCAUGUUCAUCCUUUAAAUAUGUUUUUCAAAAUAAGCUUUUUGAAUAUCAAUUUUUAAUAAUUUUGAGAACAAUGUUCAAAACUUGUCAUGUUUCAAAUGCUAGUUUAGUAGGAAGCUGAUUUAAUUUUUCAAAAACUCUUUUGCUUCAUAUCUACUGUAGUCACCCCACCACUGAGACAGAAAAUAUCUAGUUCUUUUCCCCCCAUAUGUUUUUUUUUUGCAGAUAUGAGGAAUGGGGAAGGGUAUAAGAGUGGAUAUAGAACGGGCAUUUUUAACAUCUUACAUCUUUGUCUUCUUCCAUUGUUAUCUAAUACAAAAAGGUUUCUAUGAUGUUAAAAAAAGAACACAAAAAAGAGAAUAUUUCUUUUCUAAUCUAAAACAGAAGGAAUGAAUUGCGGGUUUACAGUAUUUUGAGACGAAGAUAGAAAAGUUGAGAAAUGGAAAAUAGAAAGCCCCAACUAACGCUUCCUACCCCUUUCUUGCUAUCUUCUUCAUAAUAAAAAUAUCUAUCCCUUUUGUCAUAAAUCAUAUUAUCUCUGGUAGAUUAACUUUCCAGGAUAUCAUUGGGGAUCCUGUUACUCUUGUGACUAACUUCUCUUUUUUCUUGUUAUUCCUACAUCUCUGUACUACUAAUUUUAUCAUAAUGUUGUAAAAAAAACCCAAUAUUUUCAUUUUCAUUUCUUAUUUUAAAAGUCAAUAAAGGGCUGCCAUUCUUCAAAUUUGGAAGGAUCUGGCGAUUGCAUAAACCUAGUCAGUUUGUCCAUCUCUGCCAUGUCCAACUUUUUGUAAUCCCUAAAUCUUGGUGGGAAUUUUUUCUUGCUUCCAAUAGUAAAAAUGCUGCAAUUACCAUAUAUAAAAAGAGUAUCAGAUUUUUUUUGGUAGUGUUGAAUUUGUUAGUCCCAACAGAAGGGCUUCUGGCUUCUAGUAGUAUUUUAAUUUUUAAGAUGUUUUCAAUGUUCUUAUGAAUUAUAUUUGAUUUUUCCUUAUUUAGGACAUGUCCACCACAUGGUAAAAAGUUCCUUCUUUUUGAUGACAUUUCCAACAAACAUUUUUUUAAAUUUUAGUUCCAUCUUUGCUAAUCUUUCCAGCAUCAUGUACCACCUAUAUUGUCUUGUCAAAAUUUUCUUUUCAUCCAUAACAUCUUGUGAAGUCAAUCUUUUUUCCCACUUUUGUUCCCUUUUGUCUAGGUGGAUAUUAUGACCCACAUUCUUUGACCACUGAAUCAUACAAUAUGUAUCCAACUUAAUAUUUUAUCGACUCUUGCAGUUCGUUUUUUCUUAAACUGGAAAAAAUAUUAUCCUUUACAUUACCUUUCCAAUUGAUACUCAUCUUAUCCAUUUGAUAUCAUUCUUGUAGUUGUCUAUACUGGAACCAUGUUGUAAUUGACUUGGCUUUUUUAGAUGAGCUUCAUUUUGUUGUCCAACUAAUACCUGUUUAUAGAUGGGCCACUAGUCUCCCCCCAUCUCUUUGGGGCUUCUUCGGUAGAUGUCCACAAAGGUAUUUUUGAGUAGAGUCUUGAGUUGUCCUUUUUCCUUACUCUAAAUGGUGUAUUUCUCAGCAUGUAGCUCUUAAAAUUACAGUCAAAUAAUGUUUUUUCCAAAUAAGUAUCCAUACAAUCCCUAUCUUAAAUCAUGCCCAUUUGAUGUCAGUAAUCUUUUAUUAUUUAGAGUUACCCAUUCUUUCAUCCAAACUAGAGCUAUUGCUUGUAGUAUAGCUGUCUUUGACACCUUGCAAUUAUUUCAUUUUAAUUCUUGGUUUUUUGCCUUUUCAAAUAAAUUUGCUAAUAUUAUUUGAAGUAGGUAUCAUUUAAUAAGAUCAGUAUUGUCUGCAAAAGAAACAUAACUUUAGAGAGAACAUUAAUUUUAAUUGUAGAUAUUCUUCACAGCAAAGAAAGUCUAUCUAGGACCAUCAUUUUAGAUCUUUUUAUAUUCCAUUUCAUGCUUUUUCAUAGUUGUUUUUAUAUAGGUCUGCAUUUUUCAUAGUCACAUAGAUUCCUAAAUACGUGCCUUUGUUGGCAGUCUCAAUAUCUUUUUUCCCCCUUCAAGAUCCUCUGGUCUUACUGCUGGACAUUCAUAAUCAUUAUGUUUGUUAAUUGUAAGUUCAGCCACUUUUCCAAAGUCCUCAAUAAUUUCCAAUAUUUUAGGUAUUGUCCCUAUGAGCUCUUCUGUUGCUAUCACUACAUCAUCUGCACAGAGCCUCAACUUGAUGGGAGUACAGUGUUCCCUCACUACUUCGCAGUUCACUUUUCGCAGAUUUGAUGUUUCGUGGUUUUUCAAUAAACUCUAAAAGACUAUUAUAAAUCAUAAAAAAUUACAAUUUACAGCCUUAGGAAGAGAGGAAGGAGAAGCCAAAGGGAGAGAAAAGGAGCCCAAGCGGCAACAGGAGGAAAAGGAGGCGAUUUAUCAACACACAAUUGGUUGAUAAAGACUUAAAAUAGUGUAUAACUACUAAAAUAAUAUAUAAAUAUUAAAAUAAAUAUAGUGUCCCUACUUCACGGAUUUUCACUUACUGCGGGUUAUCCUGGAACCUAACCCCCGCAAUAAGUGAGGGAACAUUGUAUCUAGUUCUGUUAAGAAAAGGAUGUCACUGUAUUGUUCAACUAGGACAGAAAAUCUCUUUGAAAUAUUAAGUAUUCUUUAAAGCCACAUUAGUUGGGCUUUUUAAAAUGUAUCCUUAAAGGGCUUGGAGCCAUCUGCCUGUUUUGCUUUUUAUGUUAAAUGUCACCUAUUUUGUGGUGAAAUUUAGAUUUAAGGAGUUAUCUUCAGGAAAAGUAUGACCAUGUGACAUCCUUUUGAACCUUGUGCCUAGAGAGCCAUCACAACCUCCUUUCUCAUGUUUUAUCUUUCCAACAUACUACACUAGUUAUAGAUACCCAUUAUGAUGAAGCAGAUUGUCUUUGUUAAGAUUUUUAAAAAACAAAAUAUCUAAGCGAAGAUUUAGUUCUGUCGAUUUCUAGGUUUCUAGAAAAAAGCUUGACAAGUAGAGUACAAUUAAUUUCUUUAGCUCUGUUAUGCUGGUAUUUCAGCUGGAUAAAAUGAAAGCAGUUCUUUACUUGUGCCAGUUCAUAAUGGCUGGAAGUCCCACUUCACUGUGGUUUGCAAGCCUUCCUUAACAGAAAUACUUGGGGCCAGAAGUAUUUGGGAUUUUGGAAAACCUGUACAUAAUGAGCUAUUUUGGAGAUGAAACAUAAGCUUAAGCACAAAAUUCAUUACUUAUGUUUCAUAUAUACCUUAUAUACACAAAGCCUGCUGAUAAUUUUAUGCACAAUGGGUUACUGUAGUAUUUGCAGAAUCACUGGUUCAGAAUAGGACUGUAAUAUGAUUUCCAUGCCAUUGAAGAUGGCUAUCCUGAAAGAAACUUGGUGUCUCCAGGAUUAGAAGGCUGAGUUGUGAGAACUAUAAAAAUAUGAAUAACGUAUAAAGCAUAAAGGAAUUCCUUUCUUAUUAACCCUGCUUAUUUCUGAUGUUAUUUAUGAGUGCAUAAAAUGAAGCACUUGAUUCUUUGUUUUCAGAAAAUAUGGGUUUUUAUAUUCUAAUGCCAGGUUUUUGCUACUAUGUAUUUGUUACAUUGUUUAUAUGUUUUCCUUUAAUAAUGUGUAACACUUAAGAUACUGUGGGUCUGAUAUAAAGAAUUUCCCCAAAACAA
Anolis carolinensis (green anole) is the source of this 9500-nucleotide messenger RNA. It is a transcript of the gene alg10, whose product is annotated as ALG10 alpha-1,2-glucosyltransferase. The record is from RefSeq and is a predicted model, not a curated record. Gene Ontology annotation, molecular function: dolichyl pyrophosphate Glc2Man9GlcNAc2 alpha-1,2-glucosyltransferase activity. Bases 1 to 1416 code for a protein of 471 amino acids. The transcript has 3 exons. Lineage: Eukaryota; Metazoa; Chordata; Lepidosauria; Squamata; Anolidae. Gene Ontology annotation, cellular component: endoplasmic reticulum. Gene Ontology annotation, biological process: dolichol-linked oligosaccharide biosynthetic process; protein N-linked glycosylation.